This is a messenger RNA of Rotaria sp. Silwood2, 519 nucleotides long. The record is from the annotation of a GenBank genome assembly. NCBI's taxonomy places the organism in Eukaryota, Metazoa, Rotifera, Eurotatoria, Philodinida, Philodinidae.
AUGCGUGCUCGUCUAUAUUUGUAUGGAGAUGGAAAUGCACGUCGUAGUCAUAUGUCUUUAUUUUUCGUUUUAAUGCGUGGUCCGAAUGACUUCAUACUUCAAUUUCCCUUUAGUUAUAAAGUUACAUUUUGUCUAUUUGAUCAAAUUAAUCAGCAAAAUCAUAUCUUUGACUCAUUUCGUCCUGAUACGAAAUCUAACAGUUUUCAACGACCACGUUCGGAUAUGAAUAUCGCCAGUGGAAUUCCGAAAUUUGUUUCACUUAAUACAUUUGAAAAUCCUAAUAACCCGUAUGUUAAAGACGAUACAAUGUUUAUCAAAGUGAUGGUCGACUUUGAAAACAUGGCGAAGAACAUGUUACCAUACGUAUUAAGUUUGAAUCCUGCCUUACCAAUACAUACACAACAUCGGAUGAUACACCAAGAGAUUGAAAGAAAAGCACAGCAAUCGCAACUAACUUCUCAAGGUACUCCGACGAAUAGUGAAAGAAAAGUACCCGGUGACAAUUCGAAAAACCACUAG